GUACAUUUUUAUUUUUCGAACGCCUAAGUGAAAUGUUAUAUCUGUCACUGAUUGACACCCCUAGCUUCUUCCUAAAUUUAUUUUUUUAUAUUUUGACACCGUGCAAGUUUUGUCUCUAUCACUGCUCCUCCCAAACAGACCUCUUCCAUCACCUUUAAGAAAUACUACUAUAAAUUCAAGCCCCUAAAGUGCAUUUCAUUGUAUAGUAAGAAUUCUUGAACUAAAGUACUACUAAUAUUGGCCUCACUAGUCUUUUGGCGAUAGUAGCAAGAUACUUGUUAUAGUACUACAUUUCAAAUUUAAACUGUAAUAAUGGUCUUCUCUGCUGGACAAUCUUAUGCAGUUUCAACAAAUUUUGAUCCCUUGCAACAAAAUAUAUGGGGUUCUAAGCCUCAUAUUUCAUCAUUUUCCAUCAAAGAGAUCAACUUUAAACAAUGUGAUAAGCCCACCAUCUUGUCCAAAAAAUCUCUAUACAUUUCAGCAGUACUAAGUGGAUUUAAACAUGCUGAUGAAUCAAAAGUGUCCAAAUCUAGGGACCCUUUAGUCCAAUGCAAUGCAUAUGAGGCUAGUCGGCCGCAAUCGAUACCAAUCAGCAUCGAGUUUGGCCAAGGAGCUCAGGCUGCUGCUGCUCAGAAGCUCAAGAUUGGGUUCUAUUUUGCAACAUGGUGGACUUUGAAUGUUGUUUUCAAUAUUUACAACAAGAAGGUUUUGAAUGCCUUCCCAUUUCCAUGGCUUACUUCUACUCUUUCUCUGGCUGCUGGCUCUCUUAUGAUGUUGGUUUCAUGGACUACGAAGAUUGCUGAAACUCCAAAGACUGACUUUGAUUUCUGGAAAGCCUUGUUUCCUGUUGCUGUGGCUCACACAAUUGGUCAUGUGGCUGCAACAGUGAGCAUGUCAAAAGUUGCAGUUUCAUUCACUCACAUUAUCAAGAGUGGAGAGCCUGCUUUCAGUGUUUUGGUUUCAAGAUUGUUAGGUGAAACUUUCCCAUUGUCAGUGUACCUUUCACUUUUGCCAAUAAUUGGUGGUUGUGGACUUGCUGCUAUUACUGAACUCAACUUCAAUCUAAUAGGCUUUAUGGGGGCAAUGAUAUCAAACUUGGCAUUUGUAUUUAGAAAUAUAUUCUCAAAGAAAGGUAUGAAAGGGAAGUCAGUUGGAGGGAUGAAUUACUAUGCUUGUCUCUCAAUGAUGUCUCUUUUGAUUUUAACUCCUUUUGCUAUUGCUGUGGAGGGUCCACAAGUAUGGGCACUUGGAUGGCAGAAUGCAGUCUCCCAAAUUGGCCCAAAUUUUAUAUGGUGGCUGGUGGCCCAAAGUGUGUUCUAUCACUUGUACAAUCAAGUCUCCUACAUGUCCCUAAAUGAGAUCUCCCCAUUGACAUUUAGCAUUGGUAACACAAUGAAGAGAAUUUCUGUCAUAGUCUCAUCCAUCAUCAUCUUUCAAAUUCCAAUUCAACCAAUCAAUGCUCUUGGUGCUGCCAUUGCAAUCAUGGGAACUUUCCUCUACUCACAGGCUAAACAGUAACCGGAAUUCGGUGUGGUAUAUGAAAAGAAAAAGGAGGGACUUACACUUGCUUUAAUUUCAGGGAAGCAAAAGAUAUUAUCAUGUUAUCAAUUUGUGACUACUAGCAAUACUGUUUUUUUCCCUAGCAAAUGACUGGAGGCAUGGCAGAAUGGAUGUGGAAAAUGGGAAGUCUCAGUGGUUCAUGACAGAGACAAAAGAGUCUUGAGUGAAUGAAUGUGCCUUUUGAGUUAUUGAAAUGUCAAGAAAACCAAAAAAAAUGCCUCUUCCUAGAUGCAAUUCCCAUCAAAGAAUUUGUAUUGACCUUUAUGCUGUGAAUUAAUAUGAAUAUAUUGUAUGCGUUUGUGUGAAAUGGUAAAGUUUGGUUUUCUCUA
Molecule: messenger RNA, 1889 nt
Organism: Solanum dulcamara
Lineage: Eukaryota; Viridiplantae; Streptophyta; Magnoliopsida; Solanales; Solanaceae
Product: glucose-6-phosphate/phosphate translocator 1, chloroplastic-like
Exons: 5
Coding region: 313-1518 (401 amino acids)
Biological process (GO): transmembrane transport
Cellular component (GO): membrane; Golgi apparatus
Molecular function (GO): triose-phosphate transmembrane transporter activity; antiporter activity; phosphoglycerate transmembrane transporter activity
Source: RefSeq, a predicted model, not a curated record